UUCCCACAUUUCCAGUACAGAAUAGGACAGCUGUACAUGAUAGCCAAGCACAGCAAUGAGCAAUCGCAGAAAGGAGAAGGCGUCGAGGUGAUCAAAAACGAAGACUGCCACGAUCCCGUGCACGGCAAAGGGAGGUACACCGAGAAACGCAUCUACCUCUCAAGUCGACUGCCUGUGUGGAUACAGAAAUCUUUAUCAAAAAUAUGCAACUACUUUUACGUCACCGAGAAAGCUUGGAACUACUUCCCUCACACCAUCACAGAAUACACAUGUUCGUUUUUACCGAAGUUUAGCAUCUUUAUAGAAACAAGAUACGAAAAUAAUUCUGGAACUACAGAAAAUUGCCUACGUCUUUCCAGCGAAGAAUUAAAGGAGCGCCAAGUCUUACAUUUAGACAUCGCCUACGAUGAUAUACCAGAGAAACACUACAGGGAGGAGGAGGACCUGACAAAAUUCCAAUCCAGGAAAACAGGAAGGGGACCUCUACAGCCAGGAUGGAAGAAACAAUGCGAGACCAUCAUGUGUUCGUAUAAAGUGGUACGAGUCAAGUUUGAAGUCUGGGGCUUUCAAUCCAGGGUUGAAAAUGUUGUGCAUAGGGCAAUUCAAGAUAUCCUUUUGCUUGGGCACAAACAAGCCUUUGCAUGGAUUGACGAAUGGUUUGACAUGAGCGAAGACGACGUCAGGAACUACGAGAAGAGACAGCAGGAGGCCACCAACACCAAGGUGCACUCCGGCCUGAAACGGGAGUCCAGCCGAGAGUCGGCCGAGGACGAAGAGUUCACGUUGGCCUCGGAGGAACCGCUGGAGGGGGAGGUGUUGGCCUCCAGUCCAAAGUAGAGGACUACCAUUCCUUUCCCUUACCAAUGGACUUUCCGUGUUGUGGUCAAGUCAAUCAAAUGUCAAGUCAUAUGUAGUUGGGGUACUCGUGAUGGAAGUCUAGUCAGUUCAGAUCUCUAGUCAAACACAGGAUGUAUAAUAACAAAGGAACAUCUCAGGCAUGUCACGUUUCUUCCAAUCAUCUGUUUUCCUCGUUUACGACAUUGCAAAUUGAAAAACCCUGUAGAAAGUCUUGUAAAGUUUUGAACUUCCUUUUUUUUUUCCUUUUUUUUUUUUUUUUUGUUACUUCCCAGUUUCAUGCCUGACGCCUUUGUCACUGUUAAUUUGAAUUACUUGUGAGUUGACUAGAGACCCUUUGAUGACUUUGUGAUAGACUUGUGAUUGACUUGCCAUUCAUCACAAAUACGUUGACUGCAAUAACGUCGUCAAAUGACUAUCCAUCACAAGUUUAAUUGCAAGUAAAGGAGGAGAUAAGUAACAGGAGACGAAGGAUGACGAAGAGUGGGACUUAAAGCUACGUCUUCCUGCUUACUUAUGACUGGAGAGUCAUUGACUUGUGAUUAACAUAUGAUUGACUUGCGACUGAUCUGUGACAGUUUGACAAUAACGUUGCAGAGGUAUGCACAUCUUUAAUGACGCCCCAAUAACCUAGCGGUACGACAUACAUUUUCAAGUUGAAGUUGACCAAAAGUAUAUGCUGCUGUACCCAACUUGAUACCCAACUUGAUACCAACCCUGGUUGCCAAUUUCAACCGGGAACCAAUUUUUUUUAUCUCAUCUUUUUUCUAAAAAGGCCAAAAAAACAAAAGUUUAAAAACUCCCAUAAACUGCUCUUCAUGGGGAUUAAAAAUGUAAUAGACUAUUAAAUCCACCCAAAAAAGCAUUAUUUUCGUUGAAGUCAUAUUGAAGGGGUGUGCAUUUGGGAUUCUAGCUAAAGUAGCCCUAGAGUGGUUUCUUGAGGGUACUGCAACUUGUGAGGUCUAAAUAAUGACCAAACAUGAACACCUAUUAUUUUUGAGUGGAUGUAGACAAGCGAUGGAGCUAGCAUUCUGUACUUAACACUGUGUGACCUGUUCAAGUUACACAUCUUGCUUUAGGCCAAA
Messenger RNA from Patiria miniata (bat star), 1940 nucleotides. RefSeq names its product cytoplasmic phosphatidylinositol transfer protein 1-like. The record is from RefSeq and is a predicted model, not a curated record. Gene Ontology annotation, cellular component: cytoplasm. Gene Ontology annotation, biological process: phospholipid transport. Gene Ontology annotation, molecular function: phosphatidylinositol binding; phosphatidylinositol transfer activity. The transcript has 9 exons. The coding region runs from base 37 to 837 and encodes 266 amino acids. NCBI's taxonomy places the organism in Eukaryota, Metazoa, Echinodermata, Asteroidea, Valvatida, Asterinidae.